UUUUCAAACUUUAGUUAGUUGUUAUUAUGUCCAUCGAUAUAUAACAAACAUCGUGUUUGUAUAUCGAUGAUUAUGUCCAAGGAACAAUUUCAAAUGUUUAUCCCUCAAAACUAUUGCAGAUGUUGUGGAAUAGAGAAAUCAUCUGGCAUAGACUUAAAUGUCAUAAACAAUGAUAGAUCAGAUAAAUUAACAAAAGUUUUAUCUUUACUCCCCAAAAAGGUUAUAAAUAUUACAUCAAGCGACAAGCUAACAAAGUUUGUUUGUGUCGACUGUGAGAUGACUCUUCAUCACUUCGGUGACUUUUGUGAAAUGAUCAAGAAAGUUCAGAAAACACUCAAGUCUCGUCUCAAAUCAGCAGAGGUUGAUAAAAACAAUCAGGAGAAGCCACAAAAGAAGACAGACUGUCAUGUGACUGGUGUCUCGUCCACCACGUCUCCUGUAAUCAUCUCCAUCAGCAAGGAAGGUCAGUUAAGAUGCGAGGACUGCCACAGCUCCCUGGCCACUAGUCAACUGAUCACCCUUCAUAUGCUGACUCAUGGACUCGGGUCUGUGCUAUGCUCUUGUAAACACUGCGGUCACCGCGACGAGAUCGGAGCUUUCCUGCAGCACAACAAUGAGGUCAAAUGCCCUCGGUGUCCAUUUGCCACCUUUCAAGAAGACAACGUCGUAGCUGACUCGGAUAAAUCUUCGAAUGGGAGUCUCGUGUGUGAAGUGUGCAGUGCGAGGUUCCGUACCAAAUAUCGUCUUAACCGACACAAACUCAUUCAUGUGGGAGUGAAGCCUUUCUUGUGUGAGACUUGUGGUAUGAAGUUCAACCAGAAGAUAAGUUUGAAACUUCACAUAAUGAAGCACUCCAAAACGGCCCCUCAUACUUGUCAGUGGUGUGGUCAAUCUUUCCGGUUUAAAGUGUCGCUGCAAUCACAUUUUAUAAAUAUACACGGAAACACGUCGCAGUCGGGGACUAAGAUUGAAUGUGACCAAUGCCAGAAACAGUUUGCCACCUCAUACAAGCUGAGGAGACAUUACCGUCUACACACCGGGGAGAGACCUUAUUCCUGUCCGGUCUGCAACAAAGGUUUUUCACAAACCGGGAACUUGAAAAUCCAUUUGAAAAAACAUAAAGAGAACUCCGAUUCUUUCCCGGGGACUUUCAAUGCGGAGUUGUUGGAAAGUGAUCAGAUAUUAGACACUAUUUUGGAUUCUUGCCCACAAGGAAAACAGUUUUUGGAUUUGCCCUCUGAGGGGCAGCCUGGCUACAACUUGGUUGGAGGUGGGAAUGUGGACAAACAUAGUACAGCAGAUCUCUUUUCGGACUUUAACCCUCAAGAUGUCCUUUUCGAUAACACUCCUAUUCUCCCCCCACCCACCUCUAACACACCUAUAAUUCUACCAAAUUUCUCAAGCAUACAAGGUGGUACUUCGGACAUAAAUUUAUAAUAUAUCCAUUUUGUUUACUUUGAAAAUGGCCUUAGUAUCGAAACCUGGCUGAUAUAAUUUUACAUGAUUUUAUGCCAAAAAGGGUAUUCAGUUUAUUAAUGUUCAAUCUUUUAGUAGCAGUAGCCCUAUUACUCUAUUUUUCAAAUUUAUUAUCUAGGUUGGUUAUUUAACUUAAUAAUAGUUCUCAACCGAAUUUAGUAUUUUAAGAUUUAAAAUAUGUUCUACACUUAGGCCAAUUCCUUAUAUAUAUAUAAUAUAUACCUAUAUAUACAAAAAUGAAUGUGGAAUAAGUCUAGCCACAGAAAGUAUUUAGUGGUCUAAAAUUUGGAGUAGAGUUUCUGACAAGUAAAUAUCAGUCAUUGAGAUCUGUUGACAUGUUUGUAUCAAUAAUGUAUGAAUUUAGUCUUAAUGUUUUCCUAAAGGGUAUGAUUAUUUUACCCAUCCCGCUUUGUACCUUUGUAGCUUUGUGUUAUUUAGUGUAUAUUUGUAUUACAGUAAAAAUCAUAGGUACCGUAACUUAUUUCUAGUUUUUAUCACAA
Messenger RNA from Macrosteles quadrilineatus (aster leafhopper), 1976 nucleotides. RefSeq names its product zinc finger protein 675-like. The coding region runs from base 67 to 1437 and encodes 456 amino acids. The record is from RefSeq and is a predicted model, not a curated record. Gene Ontology annotation, biological process: regulation of transcription by RNA polymerase II. Gene Ontology annotation, molecular function: RNA polymerase II cis-regulatory region sequence-specific DNA binding; zinc ion binding; DNA-binding transcription factor activity, RNA polymerase II-specific. Gene Ontology annotation, cellular component: nucleus. Lineage: Eukaryota; Metazoa; Arthropoda; Insecta; Hemiptera; Cicadellidae. The transcript has 4 exons.